Aspergillus affinis is the source of this 927-nucleotide messenger RNA. RefSeq lists its product as uncharacterized. The transcript is spliced from 7 exons. The record is from RefSeq and is a predicted model, not a curated record. The coding region runs from base 1 to 927 and encodes 308 amino acids. NCBI's taxonomy places the organism in Eukaryota, Fungi, Ascomycota, Eurotiomycetes, Eurotiales, Aspergillaceae.
AUGCCAGCGAACGGUCCGGUACAGUGGUUCCGCCAUCCGGUUUACCGCGCCGUAGCAGCGGAUCCUCGCGUUUAUUGCCCGCACACAGGCUCCCCACGAGUGGACCAGCCCGCCGUACAGGAUGACCCCCCGGCAGCGCAAACGGUGGCACCAGCUGCAUUAGCCAGUGCCGAUAAUACGCUGGAAGAUAUCGAGCCCGAUAGCAGAUAUUCCAGCGAGGCCGAGGCAGACCGGCCCCGAUAUCUCCCCGGAUUCCUUUCUCCGUUAUCCCCCCCUACAUUGUCCGUGCGAGCCGGCAGCCAGGAGCUACAGCCGCUAGUUGCUACCCCCCGGACCUGCCGCACGGGCAAGUCGUUCCAGGAGCAGUUAGCAUCGAUAGUACAGGCAUUUAUGGGGCCGCAGUGGGUCCGGGACCGGCUGCGGGCCGAACCGGCCAUACAGGCCCGAUUUACCGUCCGGCAGCGGCGGCAACAGCUGCACCCCCCGACCGUGGCGCAAUACUUCCAGCAGGUAGUACAGUUCAAGGAGAAGCUAGCUGUCCUAGUACAGCGCAAUAUAUUUAUCGAGGACGGGCUAGUAGCAGUAGUCAGUGUAUACCACAAGAGAUUUUAUGCCAGCAAUGACAUCAAAGUGAUCUACCGGUAUUUACCGCGGGAGGUCGGAGAGCUCGUGGUAUGCACGAGUUACCGUCUACAGCCAACCGGGCUCCUCCCAGCCGGGAGAAUGCGUUCAUCUGGGGACCCGAUCCCGGGACGCGGCAUUAAUGGUUAUCCGAGCGACUGCGCAUACCGGGAGCUCGCUAUCGGGAUCAGCCGGCGGUUUAUGCGGCUAUCCAGCGCGUUUGUACAUAACUGCCAGGAGGAGCAGGAGGUCGCGGUACAGGCACUUAACCCGGACGCGGAAGACGGAAUGGAUCUAGAGCAAUAG